Penicillium salamii is the source of this 927-nucleotide messenger RNA. NCBI's taxonomy places the organism in Eukaryota, Fungi, Ascomycota, Eurotiomycetes, Eurotiales, Aspergillaceae. The record is from the annotation of a GenBank genome assembly.
AUGAGUUCAUGGGAUCCAUAUGCAAUAACGGAAGACCCUAACGUCACGUUCAUUGUCCCGCAAGAGCCAAGCGCCUGGCAACGAUUCAGAGGGCAACCAUUUCUCUUUCUCGCACUCAAGCUUUAUGACUAUCGCCGGAUCAUCCCAGCUCAGCCAUCAAAGAAGCCUGUCUCCGUCGUCUGCAUCUCAAACACUUACUACCAAAGCCCCAAGAUACCAGAAGGUGAUAUCCUCAUCCAUGCCGGUGAUCUUACCCCCGACGGAUCGCUCGCCUUCUUUCAAAGAACAUUGAACUGGCUCAAUGAGCAGCCUCACCCCAUCAAGAUCGUCAUUGGUGGUAUGAAUGACCAGUUGCUGGACCGUUCGAAAGGCAAAGGUCGAGGCUGGGACCAUGGAGACUACGAAAAGAUCAAAUGGGGCGACAUCGUGUAUUUGGAAAACAGCGGGACCACCACCAUGGCACCAAAUGGAAGGCGACUACGUAUUUGGGGCAGUCCGAACUCGCCGAUCCGCGAAGGAAAAUUAGGAUUUCAAUAUCGACCUGAUGAUGACUUCUGGUAUCGAAAGAUUCCUCGGUCCGUCGACAUCCUCAUCACGCACACCCCGCCUUAUGGACACCUCGACUCCCGCAUUGGUUGUUACUGGCUUUUACACGAGCUCUGGCUCAAUCCUCCUCGUUUGCAUGUCUUUGGUCGUGCAGAGGAGAAUCAUGGAACCGAGAUAUUGCAAUAUGAUAAGCUUCAAAAAGCGAUGGAAUACAUGAUCGGUCGCGAAAAAGGCCCCAAGCAAUUUUGGGAGGUUCUCAAGGGCUUUGUGCUCUCUUGGUGGCGACCUUCUACUGGGCCUCAAACCAUACUUGUCAAUGCCUGCAUAACUGGGGGAUAUUGGAACAUGUCACGCCGGGCACCUAUCAAGGUUGUCAUCUGA